GCGAGCGUCCUGCGGUGACGUCGUGUGCUGAUUAGUGUCCCUGGGGAGACGCAGUGAGAGUGCAGAGUGCGAUGGUGUGUGACCGGGCGGUGUGGUUGGUGGUGGUAGUGUGCGUGACCAUCGUCGGAAUGCCCCUUCUGGCCGAUGGUGCCAGAAUACUGGCCAUCUUUCCUUCGCCAGCGCGCAGCCACCAGAUAGUGUACCGGGCGUACCUGGAAGGACUGAUCGAACGGGGCCAUCAGCUGACGGUGAUGACGACGGAUCCGUUCCCGACGGCGCACCCAAAUGUGACGAUCAUCGAUUGGAGCUUCGCGUACCAGAUCAUAACGGAGAACUUCGAUGUGGUCGAUAUGAAGCAGCGGAACAUGAACUUUUACCAGAUCGCGAAUCGGUUGCGUCAGAUAACGCGUCUCUUCCUGUCCGCCCAGCUGGCCCACCCGGAGGUGCAGGCGCUGAUCCACAGUCAGGAUGCCCACUUUGAUGUGGUGAUCGUGGAGUACUAUCAGUUUACGCCAAUGUACGCGUUCGCGGAGCUGUUCGGUGCACCGCUGAUCGGUAUUACGUCGAUCGAUUCGAUGGGCAUGUGCCACGAGGCGAUGGGCAACGUGAUGAAUGUGGUCGCCCAUCCGGAGAUGAAUCACAAGUUUACGAAAGAUCUGACGUUCUGGCAGCGUGUCGAGGCGGUCGUUUCGAAUCUCGUCAUCAAGUACCACAUUAUGCCAACGGACUUCAGUACGUUCGAUCGGUUGAUUGAGCAGCACUUUGGCAGUAAUAUGACACGCUCGGCUGAGCUGAUGAACCGGGUCGAUUUCUUGAUGGUUAAUGCUGAGCCAGCACUCGGGUACGUUCGCCCGAUCUUGCCCAACACGGUGCAGUUGGGAUUUUUGCAUGUGAAACCACCGAAGCCACUGCCGCUGGAGCUGCAAUCGUAUCUGGACGCGUCGGAGCAUGGGGUGGUGUACUUCAGUCUCGGUACGCUGAUCCGCAGUGAUUCGCUGAACCAGCACAACCUGAAUCUGUUCCUGGAGGUGUUCAAAUCGCUCAAGUAUGACGUCCUGUGGAAGCACGACGGUGAACUCGAUCUCAACGGUACGACCAACAUUCGGAUGGUGCGCUGGUGCCCGCAGCAAGAUGUGCUCGCUCAUCCGAAGGUGAAAGUGUUCGUCAUGCAGGGCGGCCAGCAAUCGAUGGAGGAAGCGAUCGAUCGGCAUGUGCCGCUCGUCGUCAUUCCCUUCAACUUCGAUCAGUUCGGCAACGCGGACAAGGUGAUCGAUCUCGGCAUCGGCCAAUCGGUCUGGAUGGAGCGGUUAACGGUGGAGCGGCUGCGCAAUCGCAUCAUCGAGGUAGCGAGCAAUCAACGAUACAAGCGUAACAUUGCGCGGCUUGGCCGGUUGGUACGCGAUCAACCGAUGCGCCCGGUCGAGAAGGCAGUCUGGUGGACGGAGUACGUUAUCCGGCACAACGGAGCCGGCCAUUAUCGGUACACUGCGGCCAGAAUGCCGUUCCUACAGUAUCACUACUACGACGUAGCAGCAGCCGGCCUACUGCUCGCUGUCAUCGUUCUAAGCACGUUGGCCUACUUUGUCUGGCGGUUUAUGCGGAGGGUUGGCCAAAAGUUGGCGCUUCAGUUCGAUGGAUUACAUCGUCGGUUAGUGGCGAGUAGUGGUGCGUUGAAGGAGAAGGCACUUUAAAGUCCGCGCGCUUCCCGUGGGAGCGCGCACUCCAGAGGAACCACCGAGCAGCUCUGUGUGGACAUCAACAACAGCGCAACAGCAACCAUAACACCUCAACUGCGAGCAGUACGGCGACUUGCGCAACCUCAAUGCGGCUCCAUUGGGACCUUUGGCUUGCUGAUAGUCAAACACUCUCAUCGACGUCGCCGUCGCCAUCGUCACGGUACCUUCCAGAGAGAGCGAGAGCGAAAGCGAGAGAGAAUGAGAGAGUUGCUAGUUUUUGGACAACAAAACAGCGUUUCCGAAAAAGCGAGCCCUCCGAAGACCACCGGCGAUCAGGUUGCGGUUGCGGUUGCUUCAUCUUCUUACACCUCAAGUCCAGUGCAAUGCAUGACAGACAGCGGACAUCGGACAACGAUUGAGUAAGGCACAUGUGUGUGUGCACGUUGUUUAGCGAUCGUCACCCUCCCAUCACCGCGUUUAUGUGAAGCUGAUCAUGCAGAGACUCCCAAACGCUUGACUCCCGACGACGACGACGACGAUGAUUUCGCAGUUCUCAUUAGCGACUGUGAGUGGUCGAUCAGUCGAUUGGUGACCCAUUUAUCGUGGCGUUUAGUCCCGUAAUUCGCUUCUCAGGUGCAGACACACGCGACAGACCCACCAUCACCUUAAAACGGCCAAAAGGAUUUGGCAAUUUGUUUAGUCAUUGUUAGGCGUUAAGAGAUAAAGGAGGGCCCCCGUAGGCGUGGAAAUUAGAGUAAGUGUUUCGCGAACCGAUCGGUGAUCGGUGACGAUUCGGUUACGGUUUGUACAUAACAAUCCACCUUCAACUUCAACUCGAAUGCAUUCAAAAAAAGAGUGUGUUCAUGUGUGCUGUUAGAGUUAGACACCGCUAGUAGACUCACCAGCGAUUUGAUUGAAAUACAUAAAACAUCGCCGGCCCCUGAACGCAGCAGGCGAGGGAGCACUGGAUGCACAGGAUCGGACCUAGAGCCUCCUCCACCUCAUGGCGAUGCUCGAGUACGUUCCAUCGAACGUUGAAUGUCCUUUGCAGCAGUACACUAUGGCCAUCGGCGGGGGGAAUGGUCGGAAAUUGCACAUCGUAAAUCAUUGCGGGACCAAGUACCCAGGCGCUGCAAAGGGUGCCCAUCCCGGUGUUGUUCGUAAAUCGUUCGUUUUCUUGUUUGUUACCAACGGAACGCAUUUCAUUUCGGAAUGGUUUUCAUUGUUCGAGCAGA
Molecule: messenger RNA, 2911 nt
Organism: Anopheles aquasalis
Lineage: Eukaryota; Metazoa; Arthropoda; Insecta; Diptera; Culicidae
Product: UDP-glucosyltransferase 2-like
Molecular function (GO): UDP-glycosyltransferase activity
Source: RefSeq, a predicted model, not a curated record